CCUUUCAGUUGUAAUAAGUGUGAUGUUACUGACACGUUGUUGCCCAUGGUGCUGCGGAGAUAAGUUUUCAAUCUACGCAACGCACUGAAUGAUCGUUCUGCAGACCAAAAUGUAGUAGGCAUCACUCUAAGGUUAUGUACCGCAUUAGAAAGCACUGAAAACAUAUCAAAUUAAUCAUUCUCGUGCAUUGUCUCCAGUAUUUCUGGAACAGUCAUGUAGCCUAAACCGCGCACACGCCGAAACCCCGGGUACAUUUUCUGCUCAGCUUGGAGAAUCUCGCCGUCGAUUUUGUAAAAUUUAGCAACGCGGGAGAAACUUUCUUUAACAGGUUUUUCACUGUGAGAGAUGUUUCCCAAAGCAUAGAGUAUUUCCUGAUCAUUCCCGCUAAACCUGAGCUGAAGCUUGGACAGCGCCUUACUAACCGGGGUUAAACCACGUGUGUGACGCAGGCUAUACGGUGGUGCGAUUCCGGUGUCAGCUCCGUUUGUUUUGCGCGUGUUCACCUACAAGGGCUUGAAGGCGGCGCGAUGGCGUUCGUCUGAGUGCCCUGGCUUCGCGUAAUUCAAACUUCUUCAUUUUCAGACCUCGGCCGAUGCUAUCUGCCAUACGCUGUUGAAACGAUCUUCACUCAGACACUACCCUUCACGAAUAACCAGAAAGUCAUAACGUGCUAGCCAAUUACUGUCUCUUGUGACUUUAACUGGUUUAAAUGAAAAAUAUCUAUCUCUUCGAAAUAAUAAAAAGAUUUGGAAACUCACUUAAAGGCUGACUUUCCCAAAUUUCAUUUUCUCUUUCUUCCACCCCAUCCCCCCCCCCCCCGGCCCUUGUGCAUAUACUAUGGCUUUGCCUCUAAGACAGACAGCAAUUACUCUCUCAAUACAUUACCUGCUUUCACUGCUAAAAUAGGCCAUGGCUCUUCUUUUAAUUAAACAUCUUUACUUUCAGAAAUCUAUACUGAGUCAUGGUUUUCCAGGCAUUCCAGGGUCAAAUGGCAUGCCCGGAAUGCCGGGCGUGCCUGGGCCACGGGGACCCCAGGGAAGAGAAGGUCCAAAAGGACAAAUUGGUGAUAAGGGAUCACAAGGAGUGCAGGGUCCAAGAGGAGACAGAGGACGCGAAGGGCCUCCCGGGAAGAGCGGACCGCCAGGAAAUGUGGGAAUGAAAGGUGAAUCAGGGCUUGUGGGAAUGAAAGGAGAGCCAGGCAUUGUGGGAAAUCAAGGAAGAAAAGGAGACAAAGGAGAGAAAGGAGAAAGCGCCAAAGCAAGUCAAGCAAGUGUAGUACCACAAACCAACUGGAAACAAUGUGUGUGGAAAUCAGGCAGCGGUACUGAUAACGGAAAGAUUAAGGUAAACAAGAAACGCGCUAAAAGCUAAACACGAACUAUUUAUAAGUACCACAGAUGAUUUUCAUAGGUGGAAAGAGGUCGAAAAUCCUUUUUCUGAGAUAAACAUUUAAAGCACAGCUAUGAUCCCAACCUCAUUGUCUCAGCCUUCAUCCCCAAUCAACCUUUCUCCAGCUGGCCGGCAUUAAUUUUUGUAGAAAAAUUUGAAACGGCAAACUGAUCCUUACGGCAAGGCGAUGAAGAAGUAGACAAAAGAACAAUCGAAAAAAUAUAUAUAUUUAAAGAAACUGCUCAAUAUUUCGGUUUGAAAACAAACCUUCUUUAGGGGCUAAAAGAAAAAAAAAAAAUAAAUCUUAAAGUUCCUUACAAAUAAGAAUUUGAAAAUGUGACAAUAAAAGCGGUGGAUUGUUAUUGGUAUAGGAGACUAAGUGAUAUCAUAUAUCAGUGAGCUGCGCCGCGUCUAUUUAUUCCUAGAGGAAAUAAUGUGUUCCCUUUGUGUAUUAAAUGAGCUUCUCGAGCCUUUCUCACUGCGUCACAGUUGUACUGAUCCAGGUCUACAACUGGGAGAUCCGGCACCACUCAUUGGUUUGUUGCUGUGGACUUCCUGAUAUUUUAUAUAUUAAUUUUUGUGUUAUUUAGCAUUAUUAGAGUUGCGGACAUUUUAAUCGUUUUGUUUUUUUGUUUGUUUUUUUUUUUUCGUAGGACUGUGCUUUUAACAAGUUGAAAUCGGACACAGCGCUCAAAGUCUCUUUCCAGGGUAACAUGAGGAUUUAUGGCGAUGCUAAGUGUAAUCGGUGGUAUUUCAAGUUCAAUGGAAACGAAUGCAGUGGACCAAUGACGAUUGAGGCCGCUGUUUACAACGACUGGUCAUCUGGGAACCCUGAUCUGUUCCAUCAUCGGUCAUUUGAGGGGUACUGUGAAAACAUUCCACAAGGGGCGCUUAGAGUGGAAUUAUGGGUAGGAAAGUGCAGUGGCUACACCUUGGGUAAUGCUUACACUGGUUGGAAUUCAGUGUCCCGAAUAAUGAUAGAAGAAGUAUCUAGGUCCCAGUACUAA
Messenger RNA from Porites lobata, 2396 nucleotides. Lineage: Eukaryota; Metazoa; Cnidaria; Anthozoa; Scleractinia; Poritidae. The record is from the annotation of a GenBank genome assembly.